AUGUCUCCCCCUACGGCCGUCGACAUCCUCCCACGCCACCUCCAGUCUUCCGCAUCCGCCUCGUCCUCGUCCAACGCAAGUCCAGCCGGCACGCCUCCGACAGCCUCCCAACCAGCCCUCUCGUCCUCCUACACCCGCUCUCCAGCCUCGUCAAGCGUCCCCCUCCCCUCGCCAGGCGGUGGCACGGGCGCCCUCCCGCCGGGAUCCCCUUCGUCCUCCUCGUCGAACCGCUUCGGUCUCUCGCUCGGAUUCAUCCAGCGCCGCCCGCGCGGAUGGACGACCUCGUCUGCGCAGCGCAGCCCCAACGCACGCGGCAGCCCGAGCGCAUCACCCGCUACGGAACUCCCGCCUUCGCCCGGCGGAGAACGCCCUUCGAGCGGGUACGGCUUCCCUGCGCUCCGUCGGACGCUCUCGAAGCGCACGUCGAGUAAUAACGCGAAUGACGGAGCGAGGUCGAGGCAGAGGAGGAGCUCGUCGCAACCGCCCGUGCCGGCUCUCGGGAUUGUUCCGCCUGCAGGAGGAGAGGCGGCUGUAGGCACGAGCAGCGGAGAGUCGAGGACGGGAUCCGGCAACGCGGAGGCCAGCACGUCCGCUUCGCAGCAGCAGCAGCAGCAACCUCCCGCCUUUUCCCCUCUCGCCGCGACGACUUCGCUCCCGAACCCGCCAAAUCCGGGCUCGUCCACCCUUUCGCGUGCGGGCACUGCGCCCGACUUGUCCGCGACCGACUCGACGCAGGUGCAGAAGAUUCGUCUCGUCCCGCACCUCGAGUCGUCCCGCUCGCUCCACUUUGAGCCGAUCGAGCGCGACCUCGCCCCCUUCGCCAUCAUCCGCGUCGGGCGCUUCACCGAUCGCCACAGCCACCACGGCGGCUCAAGCUCGUCAAACACGAACGCCGCGCGCGGGACGCCGCAAGAACCUGCCCGGAUCGCGUUCAAGUCGAAAGUCGUCUCGCGCGGCCAUGCCGAAAUUUGGGUCGACGACCAGGGAAAGUUCUUCAUUCGCGAUACAAAGUCGUCGUCCGGGACGUUCCUCAAUCACAUUCGCCUGUCGGGACCGAAUAUCGAGAGUCGUGCGUCGCAGCUCAAGGAUGGGGAUGUGUUGCAGCUCGGGGUGGACUACCAGGGCGGAACGGAAGAGAUCUACCGCUGCGUCAAAAUGCGCGUCGAGUUGAACAGGGGAUGGCAGCGGCAGGCCAACAGCUUCAACACCGCCGCGCUCGCCCAGCUGCGCGCGCUCGGCGGCAUCCCGGACCCCUCUGCGUCCUCGUCCGGCACUCCCGCCAGCGCACCUGGCACCUCGGCGACCCCAGAAACCGCAGCCGCCGCAUCGACUUCGACAGGCGACGUAGCGAAGGCUUCCACGCCGACGCCUGCCGCCGCCACUCCUUCCGCCGACAACAACGCAGCGAUGUCGUCCAUUUCGGACUGCUGCAUCUGUCUCUACGGCGUCACAGUCGCCCAAGCACUCUUCAUCGCCCCCUGCUCGCACGUCACGCACUUUAAGUGCAUCCGCCCGCUCAUCGAGCAGAACUACCCCGGCUUCUGCUGUCCGCUCUGUAGGACGUACGCCGACCUCGAAGCGGACGUCGAGAUCGACCUUCCCGAACCGACGCCUGCGCCUGCCCCUCCUGCGCCCACAACGGCGGCCGACACGUCUGCCGAGACAGAGACGGGCGGACCGUUGACGGACGAGCCGAUGUCGCUCGAAGGCAGCGCACUCGGUCUCGCAGGCCGUUCGCCACCCAUGGCAGCCGUCGCAGAAGCCGAAGAGCCCGUCUCGCGACCUGGCUCGAUCCGCAGCGGCAUCGGUGCGCGGCCGAGCGCGAGUCGGAGGAGUAGCGCGCAGGCGCUCGCGCAGACUUUCGCGGCAGGCGAAGCGAGGGCUCGGAGCCGGCCUGCUUCGAUCGCGCCUGCUGCCGAGUCGCACAACGAGGAGGAAGAGGGCGAGCGAGAUGUCUUUGCGGAUGCGGAGGGCGGGGCGGAGGAGCCUUCGAGUGAGCCGGAGGAAAGUCAAGAGGGUUCGGUCGAGGAGGAUUCGGCGCCUCAGCAAGACACGCCUUCGCAGUCGACCGUCAAGCCCGCCGCCAUUCCUGCCUCUCGCCUCUCCCCUCCCGCUGCAGACGACUUGUACGCCUCGCUCGCCUCGGCAGCCACGCCGCCGAACAACACUUUCCUCUCGACUCUCGCAGACUCGUCCGCCCGCUUCGGUCUCACCUCGGCCGCCGCGUCGUUCUUCGGCUCGUCGAGGCCGCAUCAGCCGAGCAACCUCGCUGAUACUGGACCCAGUCGCGUCAGCUUGACCGGCAGCGGGUCCGGCACGAACGGCAGCGACUUGGAAGGCGACGACGGCGAGACGCAGGAAGCGGGUUCGUCUGCUGCCGAAGACGAGGUCGUCUCCUCGACGCGGCACAAGGGCAAAGGGAAGGGCAAGGCGAAGGAGGCCGAGGCUGCGGCGCCAGCUUCGAACGACCGCUCGCAGCCGAAGAAGGGUCGACGGAACAGUACGCUCUUCCCGCCGCCUGACAGCCUCGAACACCCCGACCCGUCCGUCGCCGCCGCACUCUUCAUCUGA
This is a messenger RNA of Rhodotorula toruloides NP11, 2571 nucleotides long. RefSeq names its product zinc finger, RING-type and FHA domain containing protein. Gene Ontology annotation, molecular function: protein binding; ubiquitin protein ligase activity. The transcript is spliced from 2 exons. NCBI's taxonomy places the organism in Eukaryota, Fungi, Basidiomycota, Microbotryomycetes, Sporidiobolales, Sporidiobolaceae. Gene Ontology annotation, cellular component: cell division site; cytosol; mitotic spindle pole body. The record is from RefSeq and is a predicted model, not a curated record. Gene Ontology annotation, biological process: negative regulation of septation initiation signaling; ubiquitin-dependent protein catabolic process; mitotic spindle assembly checkpoint signaling. The coding region runs from base 1 to 2571 and encodes 856 amino acids.